Mixia osmundae IAM 14324 is the source of this 750-nucleotide messenger RNA. RefSeq lists its product as uncharacterized. The transcript has 2 exons. Bases 1 to 750 code for a protein of 249 amino acids. The record is from RefSeq and is a predicted model, not a curated record. NCBI's taxonomy places the organism in Eukaryota, Fungi, Basidiomycota, Mixiomycetes, Mixiales, Mixiaceae.
AUGCUCAGCGCCGUUCCUGGACCAGUAGAAGGCCUGUCGUACCUGCCGGACUUCAUUUCCAUCGCAGACGAAGCUCAUCUGCUCAGCAAGAUUGAAGAGAUUGGCGGGGUCGAACUCGAUUCAGCUGCCGGUCAGCGGAUCUAUAGGGACAGGGGGACAUGCGCAGGAUGGAAAGAUCUCAACGGGCGUCGAUCGAUGUACUUUGGAGGGACGAUACUGCCAAGGACAUCUACGCUCGUGCCCGUGGCGAUGCCUCCGUUCAUGCAAGCCAGCUACCCUCACAUACUCGACAAGAUCGCCCAACUCGGAUUAUACGAUACUUGCAAGACAAGCCGACCGAACCAUGUGCUCUUGAACGAAUACCUGCCCGGCCAAGGCAUCGCUGCGCACGAAGACGGUGAUGCCUAUCAUCCUGUCGUCUGCACUCUCUCGCUCGGCUCUGGCACGAUACUCGAGCUGUACGAAUACGAAGGGCAGGCGACCGAAGAGGCGAGGACGAUAUUGCCGGAUCCUAUCAUGUCGAUCUACGCAGAGCGGCGGUCGCUGCUCGUCUUGAGUGGUGCAGCGUAUACUGCUUGUCUGCAUGGUAUUGCCGCUCGGCAAGUCGACAGCGCAGAGCAAAUCCAGCGAUGCGCCAACGUUCGAGCUGGCUUGACGAGCUCGGCACUGCCUGCUAGCCAGGAUGUAGAUCGUCGUCGCAGAGUCUCGCUGACGAUGCGGCAUGUGCCCAAAGUCAAGCGACUGCUCUGA